Messenger RNA from Cygnus atratus (black swan), 2922 nucleotides. It is a transcript of the gene SLITRK5, whose product is annotated as SLIT and NTRK like family member 5. Gene Ontology annotation, cellular component: membrane. Gene Ontology annotation, molecular function: protein binding. The transcript is spliced from 2 exons. Bases 64 to 2922 code for a protein of 952 amino acids. NCBI's taxonomy places the organism in Eukaryota, Metazoa, Chordata, Aves, Anseriformes, Anatidae. Gene Ontology annotation, biological process: axonogenesis; regulation of presynapse assembly; positive regulation of synapse assembly. The record is from RefSeq and is a predicted model, not a curated record.
UAUGGCUGAGACUCCGAAGAUGAUCCGCAUGCUUUACAUUUUUCACAAAUUUUGGGAAAUAAAAUGUACGCUUGCUGCUCCACAGUAACUUUGGAACAGGACCUCAACAAAAAAAUGCAUAUCUGGAUGCUGCAGACGAUCGUGUUUGCUUUAACAUCGCUAGUCCUUUCGUGGGCAGAAAGUAUCGAGUAUUAUGGGGAAAUCUGUGAUAAUGCGUGUCCUUGUGAGGAGAAGGACAGCAUCCUAACAGUGAGCUGUGAAAACAGAGGGAUCAUCAGCCUUUUUGAGAUCAGUCCACCAAGGUUCCCUGUCUACCACCUCUUGUUGUCUGGGAAUCUUUUGAACAGGCUGUACCCAAACCAAUUUGUUAAUUACACGGGGGCUUCAAUUUUGCAUUUAGGGAGCAAUGACAUACAAGACAUCGAAACAGGGGCCUUUCAUGGUCUGAGAGGCUUAAGGAGGCUACACUUGAAUAAUAACAAGCUGGAACUUCUACGGGACGACACUUUCCUUGGUCUAGAGAGUUUGGAAUACCUACAGGUCGAUUAUAAUUAUAUUAGCGUCAUUGAACCUAAUGCCUUCAGCAAACUGCAUUUGCUGCAGGUGCUGAUUCUCAAUGAUAACCUCCUCUCCAGUUUGCCCAACAACCUUUUCCGUUUUGUGCCCUUAACUCACCUGGACCUGAGGGGUAACCGGCUGAAGCUGUUGCCCUAUGUGGGCCUUUUGCAGCACAUGGAUAAAGUGGUGGAGCUGCAGCUGGAGGAAAACCCCUGGAAUUGUUCUUGUGAGUUGAUUGCUCUAAAGGAUUGGCUAGACAGUAUCUCCUACUCUGCACUGGUGGGAGAUGUGGUUUGUGAGACCCCUUUCCGCUUGCACGGUCGAGAUUUGGAUGAAGUUUCCAAGCAGGAGCUUUGCCCCAGGAGACUCAUCUCGGAUUACGAAAUGAGACCACAGACACCACUGAGCACCACAGGGUAUUUCCACACUACCCCAGCCUCGGUCAACUCCGUGGCCACUUCUUCUUCAGCUGUUUACAAAUCCCCCUUGAAGCCCCCCAAAGGGACUCGCCAACCCAACAAGACAAGGGUGCGACCCACCUCCCGUCUGCCCUCAAAAGACCUGGGAUACAGCAACUAUGGACCCAGCAUUGCCUACCAGACCAAAUCCCCGGUGCCUUUGGAAUGUCCCACUGCCUGCACUUGCAACUUGCAGAUUUCUGACCUGGGCCUCAAUGUCAAUUGUCAGGAGAGGAAGAUCGAGAGCAUUUCUGAGCUACAGCCCAAACCCUAUAAUCCUAAGAAGAUGUAUCUGACAGAAAACUACAUCACUCUGGUACGCAGGGCAGAUUUUGUGGAUGCCACCGGGCUGGAUUUACUGCACCUGGGCAAUAAUCGGAUCUCGGUCAUUCAGGACCGGGCUUUUGGGGAUUUAACUAAUUUGCGAAGGCUGUACCUGAAUGGGAACCGUAUCGAGCGGCUGAGCCCAGAGCUGUUCUACGGGCUGCAAAGCCUGCAGUACCUUUUCCUGCAGUACAAUGUCAUCCGGGAGAUAGAGGCAGGCACCUUUGAACCCGUCCCCAACCUUCAGCUCUUGUUUUUGAACAACAAUCUUCUGAGAUCUUUGCCUGGGAACAUUUUUUCUGGUCUCUCCCUUUACAGGCUGAGCCUGCGGAGCAACCACUUCUCCUACCUGCCAGUGAGCGGGGUGCUGGACCAGCUGAAAUCCCUGCUGCAGAUCGACCUGCACGAGAACCCCUGGGACUGCACCUGCGACGUGGUAGGCAUGAAACUGUGGCUGGAGCAGCUCAACACCGGCGUCCUGGUGGACCAGGUGAUCUGCGAGUCCCCGAAGAAGUUCGCCCAGAGCGACAUGCGAGCCGUCCGGGCGGAGCUGCUGUGCCCCGACUACUCGGACAUCGUCGUCUCCACGCCCACGCCGUCCCCGGGCCAGGUCCCGGCCAGGACCACCCCCUCCUCCUCCACCGUGCGCCUCAACGGCACGGCGGCGGCGGGCGGCUCCACGCCUGCGGGGGGCGGCGGCGGCUCUUCGGUGCCGCUCUCGGUGCUGAUCCUCAGCCUGCUGCUGGUCUUCAUCAUGUCGGUCUUCGUGGCGGCGGGGCUCUUCGUGCUGGUGAUGAAGCGGCGCAAGAAGGGCCAGGGUGACCACGCCAGCGCCAACAACUCCGACGUGAGCUCCUUCAACAUGCAGUACAGCGUCUACAGCGGCGCCCACCACCACCACCCACACCUCCAGCAGCACCCGCCCCACCGCGGCGCCGGCGGCGGGGGAGGCGCGGCGCUGCCCAAAGUGAAGACCCCCGCCGGGCACGUCUACGAGUACAUCCCGCACCCCCUGGGCCACAUGUGCAAAAACCCCAUCUACCGCUCCCGGGAGGGCAACGCGGGCGAGGAUUACAAAGACCUCCACGAGCUCAAGGUCACCUACAGCAGCCACCCCCUGCAAGCCGGGGGGGGGGGGCAGCCUCCACCGCCGCCCCCACCGGCGCCCGGCGGGGAGGAUGCGCCCGGGCGCAGCCCCGCGUACAGCGUGAGCACCAUCGAGCCGCGGGAGGAGCUGCUCUCCCCGGUGCAAGACGCCGAUCGCUUUUACAGGGGCAUUUUGGAGCCCGACAAACACUCCUCCUCCUCCACGCUGGGCACAGCCGGCUCCACCCUCCCCGACUUCCCCAAGCUACCCGCCGCCUACACCUAUUCCCCCAACUAUGACCUUAGGCGUGCCCACCAGUACUUGCACCCGGGGCCGGGGGACGGCAGGCUCCGGGAGACGGUGCUCUACAGCCCCCCGAGUACUGUCCAUGUAGAGCCCAACAGGAACGAGUACCUGGAGCUAAAAGCAAAACUAAACGCAGAGCCGGACUACCUCGAAGUGCUGGAAAAACAGACCACAUUCAGCCAGUUCUGA